CCCGCGCGCAGCCGCCGCCGCCGCCGCGCGAGGAGCCAGGAUGGUCCUGGUCCACGUCGGCUAUCUCGUGCUUCCAGUGUUUGGCUCUGUGCGAAACAGAGGUGCCCCCUUUCAAAGGUCUCAGCAUCCUCACGCUACCUCCUGCCGCCACUUCCACCUGGGUCCCCCGCAGCCGCCGCAGCAGCUCGCCCCGGACUUCCCGCUGGCGCACCCAGUGCAGCCGCAGCCGGGCCUCAGCGCGCACAUGGCCCCGGCCCACCAGCACAGUGGCGCGCUGCACCAGUCGCUGACCCCGCUGCCCACCCUGCAGUUCCAGGACGUCACAGGUCCCUCCUUCCUACCUCAGGCCUUGCAUCAGCAAUACCUCCUGCAGCAGCAGCUCCUGGAAGCCCAGCACCGCAGGCUCGUCCCACACCCCAGGCGGAGUCAAGAGCGAGUGUCUGUGCACCCCCACCGCCUCCACCCCAGCUUUGACUUUGGCCACCAACUGCAGACACCUCAGCCCAGGUAUUUGGCUGAGGGCACUGACUGGGAUCUCAGUGUGGACGCUGGCUUGAGCCCCGCGCAGUUCCAGGUGCGGCCCAUCCCUCAGCACUAUCAGCAUUACCUAGCCACUCCUCGGAUGCACCACUUUCCCCGGAACUCCUCCUCCACGCAGAUGGUCGUCCACGAGAUCCGGAACUACCCUUACCCCCAGCUUCACUUCCUUGCUCUCCAGGGACUAAAUCCCAGCAGACACACCUCUGCUGUGCGGGAGAGCUAUGAGGAGCUGCUGCAGCUCGAGGACAGGCUGGGCAGUGUGACUCGGGGAGCCGUACAGAACACCAUUGAGAGGUUCACCUUCCCCCACAAGUACAAGAAGCGAAGACCCCAGGAUGGCAAGGGCAAGAAGGACGAAGGAGACGAGUCGGACACGGAUGAGAAAUGCACAAUUUGUCUGUCUAUGCUGGAGGAUGGAGAAGAUGUGAGGCGCCUACCUUGUAUGCAUCUCUUCCAUCAACUGUGUGUGGACCAGUGGCUGGCCAUGAGCAAGAAAUGCCCCAUCUGCCGAGUGGACAUUGAGACACAACUGGGAGCCGACAGCUGAGGGAGGAGUUAGCCAGUGGACACCCCAUUUCCUUCACCAGGUCCCCCCACCCCCACGGCCAUAGCCCUUGCAGCCAAACUUUGCCUUCUGAGCCAUUUGACGUAGAGAAGACGCCUGCAAGCACAUUUCGUGGAAAGAGGAAGUUGCUGGUAGCAGAGUCUGAGAGAGGAGGGUUGGGGAGGACCCACCCAUCCAGAAUGGCGACUGCCCCAUCCGCCUUGCUGUUCAGGAAGGAGGGAGCUGGCCGUGCCCAGAGCAGGGGCGGGAAGGGGGGGCCCAGCUGCUGAGAACUAGGUGUGAUCCCGAGGGUACUAGCUGGUAAACCGGCCCCUCAAUCCUGUCCUUUGAAGGAUUGUGUAUAUACCUCUCGACCACGUAGAAACCAUGUAGGGGUCUCUAGCUAUUUCUGUGGAUGGCAGCCGGAGCAUGUUAGCUUAAGAAAAAUGUCGUGUGUGGUGCUCUAGUCAUCUGUGGUGGACAUGUCGCUAUUACCGAACUUGCACCAAAUAUUUCUCAUUGAGUUUCUUGUUUUGGUGCCUGACCUAGCCAACCAACGACAGCCCCAAUCUUCCCGUCCUUAUGAGAGAAAAGGAAUCAAAGGUAAACAACAACAACAAACAACAAAAAGAGCCAAAUCCUGUUCACGGUGAAAAAGAUAUAUAUAUUUUUUUCACCCAGGCUGGGAGGCGGGAGGGGUGUUGUGUCUUGUUGUUGUUUUUUGUUUUUUUCCUUGGCUUUUGGUUUUCUCAUGUUUACAGUGCACGGAGGCAUCUGGGAAAAGGGGCUGAAGAGAGUCUAUCUACUCGGGGCUCACUGGGGCUUCUGAGGGUGUCAGGCAAGGCAAGGGGGGCAGAACGCCAGCAAGUGAAUGGGGAGUGUGUCUCAAGGUGGGCUCUCCAGACUUAGGGCCCCAGCUGUUUUCCUGGGUUCCACCCUGAACCAGGGAGGACACUGCCUCCAGCUACAGCUGCCCCUGUGUUUCCAGGAGCCAGAGGGUCCUUGCUUGCUCCAGCUCCUUCCUUCAGCCUGAGCUCUCAUCUUGUCACAAAGAGGCAAUGUAGCCACUGCCUCCCUAUGCAAAAAAAUAAAAUAAAAUAAAAUAAAAAAUAACUAGAUGAUGCAGAUAAAACCGCAUAGGUGAUGCACACUUGGCCUUGGCCAAAGUGCUCUCAGCUAGCACUCAGGGCUGAGGCCAAGCCCAUACCCUUGAGAGGAACUUGAGCCUCCUUUCAGAUGUCUCAAGGCUUGAUCAGUCCCUCAGAGUUGGUCCUGGCCCUGAGACCCCUUGGCUGGGUGAGGAGGCUCCGUGUCUCCGGCCUCUUGCUCCCUCUCUGGCUCUUCAGUAACCUUGGGAAGGUCCCGUUAUUUCUCUGUGCCUCUGUUUCUUUCUCCUUCCAGCGGGAGAAACAGUGCAUCCCUGUUUGCCCUCCCUCGGCUUCACCUCGCUGUCCCGAGGAUGCACACUGCCCAGCACAUCUGUGCUCUCCGCUCUCUCAUGGGGCCUUUUGCAAGUUAGUGAGGAGUGCUCAAGGAGACACAUCUGGAGAUCCCCAAUGGCACCAUACAGUGGGUUUUUAUGCUCUGCCCCCCCCCCACAAUUUUUCAGAGCAGAGAGAUGGGAGGACAGAACACUGGAGGUGGCAAAUCCACCAAAUUCCAACACAAUCCCAGCUCUUACCCACGAACAGAAAACACUGGAUCAGCUGGCAUUCUGCAGACUUCCUUGUCCGCUUGCCCAGGCUCCUCUUUCCUCAUUUGCACUGUUCUCAGAAGCUCCCCCUCACCUUGACCUCUAGCCAGUCUCAGUGCCCCUUUGUCAGUAAGACCAGAGGACAGGAUGCCAGUUUUAGAAAUGAAGAAAUUCCUUGCAGUUAAGCGAAGGAGAAACCGUGACCAGUGGGUGAAAAUGACAGAGGCAGCUGGGUUUGAGAGAGAGCAACUGGUCGUGUCUCUAAGGAAUGACCACUCCGGACACUUGAGAUCAGAGAAGGAGAAGCGGCUCCUGGAUGGAGGUGAUUUCAGAACCUUAUCUAGAUGAACCGUCACCCAGCCCCCAUCUUCUGGUACCCUGUAGAAUCUGUUGAGUGUGUUACUGGAGUUGAUGUUGAGAAAGACGAUACUUAAGAAGAUGAUGUCCCCACCACAGGAACUUUCAGUGCGACUGAGGAGCGGCACACGUCUAGGAGAGCUUAUGGUGAAAAGUCAGGGAGCCAGGACCAGCAGUGUUGGGUGGUGGUGGAAUUGUCAACGAUGGCUCCAGAGGUGGACAUCCCCACAGUGGGGAAAGGACAUCUGAAUGUGAGGACGCUGCUUACCAAUAGUCACGGGAAGUUAGGAAUGCUCGACAGCCAAUGGCCCUGUGAAAAUGAAGGUUUCAUCAGAGGAUGGCCUCAGCCUGAAGGUAGCAAGGAUGGUCUAAGCAAGUCGCUCCUCUCCUAGGUCACUCUUCUGUCCUUUCCUCUGGGGCUGGCCUAAAGGGCUGACCAGUCAAAAAGGAGUGGGCAGGGAGCCAGGAAGGAACUUCUGUCGUUGGUAUCCUGGGUUCCAGUACAGACUCUUCACUGGCAAACGGUGAUGCUAGAACCUCCCACACCCACCUCUUGCCUCUCUGGGUCUCAAUUUCCUCAGCUGCAACACAAGGAGGUUGGAUUGGAUGCUUGCGAAUUUCCUCCCAACACAUAUUCUGUGUCCUCCGUAACAUCAACACAUCUUUCAAGUUGGAGAGCUGUGAGCUGCCCUGCUGUUCCAAAGGACUUCUGUGGGCACGCACAUCAGCUUCCGAGGCUGAGGGAGAGAGUGGGCCUGGUCCUUCUCAUUCAUGCAGACUCUUUGAGUGCCCCAGAGUCGUAUCAGGACCUGGGCUGGAAAGGGGGUAGAUCCUGAAGCCCCCUCCCCUGCCCAUCUCCCUGGAGUCCUUGUGUCCUAAGCAGGCACAGGAAGGGUACUUAGAGUCCUUCCAGGUCCUGAUUCCUUAGUGGGGCAGCCGACUGGAUGGAGGAAAGCUGAGCAGUGUGCAUGCAUCUGUUGCCUCGAGGUUCCUCCAGCUGGUCAGGGAGCCUGGGAUGAGAAGAGGCAGCGCCAGGCCUCAGCAUCUCACAUCCACCAUCUCCAGGAGGGAGACGCCUUGUAGUCCUCCUGCUCACCUCAAGGGACUCAGACCCUUUCCUGGCUGAGACGCAUGAGUGCCUUCUGGGGUGAGAGCGGCCCCGGGUUCAAGAGGGGCCUCUUAACUGCAGCCAUGGCCCAGCAGGUCCACCGAGGUCGCCGGUCAAUCAACUCAAUGCCACGAGCCCUGCCAGGCACAGGCAGAGAGGGCAGCCGGGCCUCCACCUGGCCAGACCCCCAGGCCCGCCGUCUCUUUUGCCCACCACCCGUGGCAGGACUCAAACAAGCUCCUUUCUGUAAAGGCCUCCAGCCUCCGUGCAAGCAUUCUUAACUCUUUACGCCUAAUAAACAAGCACAGUUUUUUCAAUGGUGAAGAAAAACACCAGAUUUUUUUUUUUCUUGAAGAAAUCCCCCAAACCUCCCCCCCCCCACCGCAAGUCGGCGGGACAAACAAUCCCCAUGUGGGGCUGUAGCAACGUCUGUCAGGUCCCUUCGUGUUUCAUCCCUGCGCGCGCGUAGAGCAAAUGCUAGAGCGAUUUCAGCUGAUAGAAAAACAAAAAUGAAAAAAAAAAAAUCCACAAAAAAUAAAAAAAAAACAUGGCACGUUGCUAGUUUACAGGGUUUUGUGAGUUUAAAUGCCUUAUAUUUAACAAUCAUAAUUUAUGACUAACUUGUAGAUAUCGUGGAUUCUUAUUUAAUUAUUUUUAUAGUUGUUUUGCAUUUUUAAUUAUAAUUUAUUUAUUUAGAAAGGAUACUAAUGUUUUUUUUAUUGCUCCUAUUACCUCAUUUUGGCGUUGUUUCUGGGAGUGGAAUGCUUUGCAUGCAUUGGUACGAUGACAACUAUGAAAACAAACAAACAAACAAAAAAACCCAUUUUAAAUAAAAGUCUGCGAACUUUAUUUCGUCCAAACUAUCAGGGUGUGUGAUUGCAAGCUGCCCUACUGUGGUGCUGGCCUCUUUGGAUACAUUCCAUACGAAAUGCAAACCUUUGAUUCUGUACGCUGUGAUCUAGUGAAAAAAAAAAAAAAAACAAACUCCAAUAUAGUGACUGUAUUUAGCACAUAUAUAAAUAUAAUUUGCACUCGUCAGCAGACUGGGGUAAUCCUCUCACUUGCGACCCUUGGUACCACCCCCCUGAAGCCCUCUCCAUCACCACAAGCCUGCAAGCCUGGCCUGAGCUGCUUUCCUUCCUUCCCUUCCUACCUCCUCAGCCCACUCAUCUCAGCCUCUAGCCCCGAUAGAGAGUCCAGGAAGCUGUACCUGAGCUCCACAUCUCGAAGGUUCUAGAUUCGGGGCCCUUACACAGAACCAGCAGGAGCGUCUGAAAUCCAAGUUUAACACCAACAACAAAAAAUUUAUGAGAGAGAGAGAGAGAGAGAGAAAAUAGGCAUGCCAGGGCCUCCAGCCAUCGCAGUUGAACUCUGGACACGUGUGCCACCUUGCGCAUGCAUCACCUCGUGCACCUGGCUUACGUGGGAUCUGGGGAGUCGAGCAUGGGUCCUUAGGCUCUGCAGGCAAGCGCCUUCACCACUAAGCCAUCUCUCCAGCCUUGAAAGUCAAUUUUCUAUGCUGGGGCAAGAAGAUAAAGGGAUCUCUAGGAUCCCUCUGGUUCAAAAGGUGUGACACAGCUCUAGGGAGAUUAGCAAGCUAGAUCUGUCCCCCCACCCCCACCCCAAGGGGAGAAAAAGGGAAAGGAUAGAAGGAAAGGGAGGGGAGAAAUGGAGAACAGAAUGAGCAAACAUCUAGGGAAUUCGCUCAGGGCAGACGUCUGUUUAGAUGCAGCAUCCUGCACAUGUCAGGAAGGUAAGUUAGGUGGAUGCAUCCACCCUUGGAUAUGAGAUACGGUCUUUCCCAAGGCCGGGUGGUCGUUCAGAGGGUGCACUUAAUGCCAUACCUGGUUGUAUGUGGGAGUGGGCAAAUAGAAUAGAAACCUUCGAAUGGGAGUGGCCUUCUUGUCCUGUCUUCUGGAACUUUUGUGGUUGUGACAUCACCCAAUGACAAAAGCUUGGGAUACAGUUUGAGGGUGCAUUCUCUCUAGUACCUUCUUUCUCGCCUCUGCCUCUGCCCCACAGGGACUGUGGCAGGAAGGCCUGCCAUGGAAGAGAGCAUCAGGGGGUUUUGGAUCCAGCCUCAGUAUUCCAUAGAAGAGUGAUGAGGGGGAGGCUGGGAGAAACAGGCGCCCUAGAAGGAGUCUGUGGGUUGGCUGAGACCCGGGCAUGUUGUCUCCCUUCCUCUUCUCUCCUCUCUCUCUCUCUCUUUCUGCCUCCCAGCCAUCCCUCCCUGUCUUGGCUCUUGAUAUCACUGCCUUUGCCUGGUGGGGAGCUCCACCUUUUACAGGAGGCCGCAUGGGGUUGCAUGGUGCUGGCAGGGAGGAGGAAGUGGACAUCUGGAGUUGCCACAGUGCUUGGCUAGUCUUGCUGAGUGGCCAGGCCAUGUAUGGUCCCUCAGCCUCAUCUCUGUGACGGGGCCUCUUGCCCGCUGCUGCCCAGCUUCCCCUUCCACCUCUACUCCAGAGCCUUGCUUUCCUUGGAGACACCCUGUGGAGUCACCCACCAUGCUGGUGGGUAUGGCCACUGCACUGCUGGGCCUGGCAGACACCAACCCUGGCAGAGCUCCUGAUGGACAUGCCUUAUGCUGCUCUGUGGGGCCAGAGUGGGAUGAGGACCCUGUGCCCUGGCUGGCCAUGGCCCACUCUCAAGCUUUCUCCCCUCCCAGCCUGUCCUCUCCGCCCCCCACCCCCAGGCAUGGAUGUGGCUCCUCUCUCAGCUGUGGAGCAGGCCGCAUCAGGCCCUAGAAGGGGUAAUUUGGUUACCUCUGGUAAGUGAAAGGAUUAUCCUCAGUGUUGAUUGUCCUUUUUUGUAAUUCUCCUGCUGUUCUGUUCUGUGUGCUGUGCAACAUUUUGCUACAUAGACUAUUUUAUAGCAGAAAGCUAGAAGAAUAUUUAUUAUGAAUAUUAAAGCAAUAGUGCAUCAAUGAAAAGGCAGAGACAUUAGGAAUUGUGUAAAUGCUUAGAUUCACUUUUGGUGGAUUUUUUGUACUUUAUUUAUAACUAAUAAAAAUGAACUGCAUUGCUAACUACA
This is a messenger RNA of Jaculus jaculus (lesser Egyptian jerboa), 7272 nucleotides long. It is a transcript of the gene Ark2c, whose product is annotated as ring finger protein 165. Lineage: Eukaryota; Metazoa; Chordata; Mammalia; Rodentia; Dipodidae. Gene Ontology annotation, biological process: positive regulation of BMP signaling pathway; motor neuron axon guidance. Bases 41 to 1087 code for a protein of 348 amino acids. The transcript has 8 exons. The record is from RefSeq and is a predicted model, not a curated record. Gene Ontology annotation, molecular function: ubiquitin protein ligase activity; zinc ion binding.